Molecule: messenger RNA, 3155 nt
Organism: Brienomyrus brachyistius
Lineage: Eukaryota; Metazoa; Chordata; Actinopteri; Osteoglossiformes; Mormyridae
Gene: cbx7b
Product: chromobox homolog 7b
Exons: 6
Coding region: 356-1135 (259 amino acids)
Biological process (GO): negative regulation of transcription by RNA polymerase II
Cellular component (GO): PRC1 complex
Source: RefSeq, a predicted model, not a curated record
GUUUCGAGCUAACGGCGUCGCACAGUGAGGGCAGCGCGCAUGGUGGGCGCGCUGAGAGCCUCACGGGAACGCGCCAAGCAGUGCAGAUGUGUCGCAGAUUUGAAAACUCACGGUACGGAGGGAAAGACCAAAUGCAAGCGAAUGAAACGAUGAAAAACAGCCGAAACUGAAACCGAAACAACGCUCCAUCAUAUAAGUGAGGGAUGUUGGAUUAAACGACAUUUUGUGGAUCCUUCACCACCGACAGGCAAUUUAUCGCCACUUUGCGGAGAGGAACGCGUUUACCGGGGCAAACAGCAGUACUAACAUCACAUCCUCGUCCUGUUUGAACGCGGACAGUCACUGCACGGUAGUGAUGGAGCUGUCAGCAAUUGGCGAGCAAGUGUUUGCUGUUGAAUCGAUCAUCAAGAAGAGAGUUAGGAAGGGUAACGUGGAAUACUUAUUAAAAUGGAAAGGAUGGCCGCCGAAAUACAGCACCUGGGAACCAGAAGAACAUAUUCUGGACCCACGCCUGGUUCUGGCUUAUGAGGAGAAAGAGCAAAAGGACAGAGCCCUUGGCUACCGAAAACGAGGCCCGAAGCCUAAGAGACUAUUCCUACAGAAUGUUUACACCAUGGAUCUGCGGAGUGCUCACAAGACCCCUGAAAAGCCUCAAGCCCGUCUGCGCCUGUCCCUCACCCGCUCCCUGGCCCCUGAACCCGGGACUGAGCUUCCACCAUGCCAGGGCGGCGGAGGGAUGCUGUAUCGGCAGCUGGCCCAGCCCAGGAACAAGCAGAGGGCAUCUCAGAUUCUACGCCUCAGCCCACAGCCUCGGACCACCCCACCCGCUCCCAACCGUUCCAAUGGAGACUGGGGGCACAGGGAGGAAGAGGAGGAGGAGAUGGAGGAGGAGGAAGAAGACGUCGGGCAGGAGGCAGAAAGCGACAUGCUAAAUGGGCCAGACCGGGCCGAGGGCUGGAGCUCCUCAAUGAAUGAGGAGUCAGUGACCAUGACGGAAAGGCCAGAGGGAUGGAAUCCAGUGAUGGGUCCAGGAGAAGUGACAGUGACCGACGUCACCAUCAACUCGCUGACAGUGACAUUCAGAGAGGCACUGGCGGCCAAGGGUUUUUUUAGGGACUGGGGGCUGGAGUUCUGAUAUGCUGAGAGGGUGGGUGGGGCAUAGGGGAGGGGGAAGUCCAGAGGAAGUUGGGUUCUGGAGAGGGUCGAGAACGUGACUUCCCUCUGCCCUUGUGCCCCAUGUCCAUGAGUGACUCGUUUCCUGCUUUGUUUCCUCCUGACAGUUCGCUCCUUUCUGUCAGAAGUCACCCAAGGAGACGCACAUGCGCCUGUGUGAAGGCAUGCCAAAAUGCAUACAUACGUGCAUACUGACAGCCUUUGUACGCUGCAUGCGUGGCAGUCACUGUGCGUUUUAACUUGUUGCAAGUGCAGCUGUAGGUACCGCCACUUUCCUCUUGGCUACUGUCUCUUGUGCUCUAUGCCUACAAAGACACGCUCACCCUCCUUCAGUUAUUCUCCUAAAAUCAUCUCCGGUUCAGUAACUGUGUACACAUACUCCUGCCAAGCAUGCUUCUUUACCAACUCCGAAAACAGCCCCACUCAUUUUUUUCAGUGGAUCUCCAUGUAGCCAAGUGGAAGAACUAGACACUGAUUGGACAACCUACGGUAACUAUGGCACAUGACAGGUCAGGAAAACUACUUUGGAUUGGCUGCCCAAAUUCCCCAGGCCAAUUAGUCCCCCUUUGGCACUACUGUACAAUUUUGAUUCACCACUAGAGGGCUCCCCCACAUCACAAUCAGUUAACGACUGUUCAGAUUUCUAAGUCUGACCAAUAGGAGGCCAGUCUGCACGUAAAGGGAUCGAAGUGGAUGCUUUAACAAAGUAAUUUACAGCUGGAACCAAAUGAGGACAAAUUUUACGAAAGAAGCAUCCUGAGCUUUUAAGAGAUGGACGCUUAAAGCUGUGAAAGUUGAAAUCGAAAUGUGUUUUCUUGUUGGACAUUCGUACAUAAAAGUACCAAAACUACAUUUACGCUAAUCCAGAAUAAUAAGAAACGGUCAUAUCAUAGAUUUUUUAUGUCUUCAUCUGCUUUGACGAGAGACUAUUUGUAGUGAUCAGUAGGUAUCUUCUGUGCAUCACUUUCCACCCGUGCAGCAGCAACAGAAGGGACUUGCGCUCCUCCCCCAACUGACAAUUACGAGUCCCGAUGACUCAGAGGCAAACAGGUUCACAAAUGGAAUUCAGAGCACUUUAGCGGAGGCUGUUUCUGUAAUUACGGUCUGCGAUGAAUAUUUGACCAAAUUCAAUAUCUGUUAGCGAUCUGAAAACGGGGGACAAACGUAUUGUUAUGCAAAUGUGAUAUCGCGAAAUAAUUAACAGCAUAAUAGUUUUGGGAGAUCACUCGUAAUCGUAUUUAAACCCCAAAUCCCCUAUUUUUUCUACCUACCUUCAGCACAUUGCUGGCACCUUAAAACGAUUUGUAGUUAAAUAUAAUUCAAUUGGUGUGUUUCAAAAUCAAUCAGGCUGCAUAGAAUUAUUUGUUGCACUUCUCAGAAUUUGUAGAUACAGACCCUUUUUUAUUGCACUUAACGGUCACACACACUUGUGUGAGCAGCCCUUGUGUUCUGUCACGUGGUUACGUGUCUGUCGUGCACACCUUUCUUUACUCCUCCACUUGGCCCUAGGUAUGGUGAAAAAGGUAAGUGCUCAAGCCUCUGAGGUAGAAAGUGAAGCACUGAAGGCGUAGGACGCAGGUAAGGGGAUAACUGUUUUGUGUCAUAUAUUUUUCAGACAGAAAAAUAGUGUGUUAUUUUCACAGUACGGACUGAAUGUAAUGUAUUUAUUUUACAUAAAAGAAAUUUUGUGUGUUUCCUAAGGAGGUACAGAUUUUAUUUUUACUCCGUGAUUUUGGUUGACAAUGCCGUUGCUAUGGCGAUGAUGAGUAGGAGAUGUGCACACGUGUGAAGCCGGUGUACGUGCUCGCUUCUGCUGCAUUGUGUUCAUCAUUGAGUAAAACUGCACUUUACAACUUGUCUCUCUUUUUUUAAAUGUAUAUUGUGAAGCUACUACUACAAUUUCUCAGUCUUUGUAUACGUAAACACUUAUAUCAGCUUUUUUUAUUGGUCUAAAAAUAAAUAUGUGGCCAAUAUUUUACAUA